AUGAGUUUCCCUGGCUUUCCCCCGAUGGGCGGCGCCGGUGCGAACCCAGCGACUGCCGGCAUGAGUGAACAAGAACAGAACGCGGUCAAGUUGAUAAAUACAUUCGCCGAAUCCUGUCCGUUCAAAGUAGUGCUGUCUGCUGGUGGUGGAUUUGUGCUGGGUGGUGCAUUCGGUUUUCUUGGUGCCUCUAUGUCAUAUGAUACCCCGCUCACACCCAAAGGCGCCGAAAUCUACAAUCUGCCAUGGCGCGAACAGCUCCGAGUUGGAUUCAAAGAUAUUGCCACCCGAUCAUGGAGCUCUGCAAAGAACUUUGGAUACAUCGGUGGUGUUUACGCUGCAACAGAAUGCGCUAUCGAGGGCCUCCGCGCCAAGAACGAUCUGAUAAACCAUACUGCCGCAGGAUGUGUGACUGGCGCAUGGCUUGCUCGAAAUUCCGGCCCGCAGGCUGCUCUCGUGGGCUGUGUCGGAUUCUCGGCGUUCAGCACUGCCGUUGAAGCUUAUAUGCACCGUAAACGAAGAGAUAAUGCCAUGAGUGUGAGUACUACUUCAACUGAAGGACGUAUCGAGUACUCGAAAGAAAAGCCUCUUAAUCGCGAACCUCCAAUAAAGAAGCUUGUGUCAAGCUUCAUCACUGAAAACAAUGCCACCUACGACCGCAACCAUGGUCCAAUCCCUCACAUCGCUGCCGAGGGCCACACGGUCACAAUUGAUGGACAAGUGACUAGACCGCUAACUCUCUCAAUAAGCGACCUGCGCUCAAAGUUCCCACAGCAUAAAGUUCUCUGCGCUCUCCAAUGCGCUGGAAACCGCCGCCACACCAUGCGCACGGAACUCAAAGAAGUCCAGGGGAUAGAUUGGCUUGAUGGCGCAGUGAUGAAUUGCACAUGGAAGGGUCCGCGCUUAAGGGAUGUGCUGAUAGCAGCGGGCGUGGAUCAAGAGCGAUUUGCCCGUGGACCGGGGCUGUUUGCCGCUUUUGAGUGUAAGCAGGUCGAGUGCCAGGACGAGAAGUGGUAUGGAGGGAGCGUGGAGCUAGAAAGAUGUAUGAAUGAGUCGGACGAGGUGAUUCUUGCGUUGGAGAUGAACAACAAGCCACUAAGCCCUAAUCAUGGAUUCCCAGUGCGAGUAGUCAUACCGGGGGUCGCGGGCGCGAGAUGGGUCAAAUGGCUAGAUCGUAUUACGAUUCAAGGCGAACAUUCGCAGAAUCAUUACCAGCGAUAUGAUUACAAAGUACUCCCGCCAGAAGUCGACAGUUCUGACAAAGCAAAGGGAUACUGGGAUCAGGUGCCGCCGCUGUUGGAUAUGCCUAUCAACUCUGUUGUAGCCGCCCCAGACGAUAAUGAGACAAUCAGAUUACCGACGUCAGGCAGAGUGGAAGCAAAGGGAUAUGCCGUUCCACAGGGUCACUAUGGUCCAGUCACGCGUGUGGAGGUCUCGUGGGAUGGAGGUAAAACUUGGGUUGAUGCUCAUCUGGAAGCACCGCAGAGUGAGGAAAUAAGAUCUGCGAGUGAUAAAUGGUGCUGGAAGCUGUGGAAAGCGUCCGUGCCUUUAGAGAAAGGUCCUGGGAAGAUUAUUCUCAGUCGGGCUACUGAUGCUGGAGGACACGUUCAGCAGGAAACAACACCUUGGAAUCUGCGUGGCGUGGCAUAUAACGGAUAUGGAAUGUCGAAAGGCCUGACUGUUGUAUAA
Molecule: messenger RNA, 1686 nt
Organism: Talaromyces atroroseus
Lineage: Eukaryota; Fungi; Ascomycota; Eurotiomycetes; Eurotiales; Trichocomaceae
Exons: 7
Coding region: 1-1686 (561 amino acids)
Cellular component (GO): mitochondrion
Molecular function (GO): oxidoreductase activity; molybdenum ion binding
Source: RefSeq, a predicted model, not a curated record